AUGGCAGUACGUUCCAAUAGACAGAUACUGACGCAAGGUCAGAAGUAUGUCAGUAAGCAACAUAGGAAGUUUGGUGCUGAUGAGGUCACGUUCGACAAGGAUUCCAGACUGGAUUACCUAACAGGUUUCCAUAAACGUAAAGUUCAAAGACAGAAGAAAGCUCAAGAGUACAAUAAGGAAAGAGAUAGAUUAGCAAAGAUUGAUGAGAGGAAAAAGGUUCGUGACGAGAGAAAACAAAUGAUGGAGCAACAGAUGUUGGAUUUUAAGAGAACAAUGAACUUGCAACUGGGUUCCGAUGAUGAGGGAGGAAAUGAAGGUGAAAAGAUAAAUUAUGACCAUGAAUGGGAAGGCUUUAAAUCAGACGAAGAGAAAGAAUCUGAAUCGAACGAUAGUGAAAGCGUGAAACCUAUUUUGAAAAAGAACGUCUUGGAAACAGCGGUAUAUACAGAUGAUACUACAGUUGAGCUUGAAGCGCUUGAACCAAAUGAUAACUUCGAAUACCUUGCAAAAUUAAACAACGUCAAAUUAGAGAAGUCCUCUGAAAUUCUAGAUGAAAGUAUAACUAGAGCUAAGAAAUAUGCUAAGUUUGUAGGAAUGGUCGAUAAAGAUGAAGGCAAGGUAAAUAAAAACCAAAAGUAA
Molecule: messenger RNA, 639 nt
Organism: Tetrapisispora phaffii CBS 4417
Lineage: Eukaryota; Fungi; Ascomycota; Saccharomycetes; Saccharomycetales; Saccharomycetaceae
Gene: RRP17
Product: rRNA-processing protein RRP17
Exons: 1
Coding region: 1-639 (212 amino acids)
Cellular component (GO): nucleolus
Molecular function (GO): RNA binding
Source: RefSeq, a predicted model, not a curated record